AUGCAUUUUGUGACCUCUCCUCUCUGAAUUGUGCUGGAUUUGGCCUAUCCCAUUUGAGUCCCCUAGCGGAGGAAAAUGGGCCUACAGUGAGAAAUUGAAAAUAAGGAUGAGCGCCAUGUCUGAUCCUCCGCUUGUGGAAUAGAGCGGACGGCAGAGCGAAUAUUUCCCGGGCCGGGGGUCCCGUCGGGGUUCCGUGUGAAUCAUGGCCGACAGCGCUGGGAUUCAGCAAGGUUCGCCGGCCAUCGGGGCAGCGGGCCUGGUUCCGGCCGCUCCUGGAGCCGGGGGGACGGAGGGCUCCGGCGCCGCUGGAGGAUCCGCACGUAUCGCCGUGAAGAAGGCGCAACUCCGCUCUUCACCUCGGCCGAAGAAACUGGAAAAACUCGGAGUGUAUUCAUCCUGCAAAGCUGAGGGAGCUUGUAAGUGUAACGGCUGGAAAAGUCAGAACCCCCCUCCCACCCCCCCACGAACUGACCAGCAGUCCAGCACAGUCAACCUGCAGGAGCCCUGCCGGAGCUGCUCUCACACCCUGGGUGAUCAUGUGACCCAUUUAGAAAAUGUUUCCGAGGAGGAAAUGAACAGACUACUGGGUAUCGUCCUGGAUGUGGAGUAUCUCUACACGUGUGUUCACAAAGAGGAGGAUGCUGACACUAAACAGGUCUACUUUUCACUCUUCAAACUGUUGAGGAAAUCCAUUCUACAGAUGGGGAAACCAACGUUAGAAGCACAGGAGAGUCCUCCAUUUGAAAAACCCAGCAUCGAGCAGGGGGUGAACAAUUUUGUCCAGUACAAAUUCAGCCACCUGCCGUCGAAGGAGCGUCAAACCAUUAUGGAGCUGGCCAAGAUGUUCCUCAACCAGAUCAACUACUGGCAGCUGGAGACGCCCUCACAGAGACGCCAGAGGGUUCCCAACGAUGACGCAGCUGGAUACAAAGCCAACUACACCAGAUGGCUCUGCUACUGCAAUGUACCUCAGUUCUGCGACAGCCUACCCCGGUACGAGACCACUCAGAUCUUCGGCCGGACACUGUUGCGUUCGGUGUUCACUGUGAUGAGAAAACAACUGCUGGAGCAGGCAAGACAGGAAAAGGACAAGCUGCCACCUGAGAAACGCACACUCAUUCUCACACACUUUCCCAAGUUCCUGUCUAUGCUGGAGGAGGAGGUGUACAGUCAUAGUUCUCCAAUCUGGAGCCAAGACUUCUUGGCAGGAGCGUCAGGAGGGCAGAUACCGAUCCACACAGUUAUCAGCGCGCCUCCUGUGGCCAGGCCUCUGUACUACAGCACCAGUCCUGUGUCAGUGGACCCGUCCACUUGCGGCAGCGUCAGUCCUGCCAGAAAAACAGCCUCUGUACUGGAGCCAAGCCCAGUUGGAGAAAAGCGUAAACCUUCAGAACCUCUCCCCCACGAGGAAAACAAGAGACCCAGGGUGGUCGGUGACAUCCCCAUGGAGCUCAUCAAUGAAGUCAUGGCAACCAUCACCGACCCUGCCGCCAUUCCAGAGACCAGUCUGCUGUCUGCUCACUCUGCACGUGAUGAAGCUGCCCGUCUGGAGGAGCGCAGGGGGGUGAUUGAAUUUCACGUCAUCGGUAACUCCCUGAACCAGAAGCCCAAUAAGAGGAUCCUGAUGUGGCUGGUCGGCCUCCAGAACGUGUUCUCUCACCAGCUGCCCCGCAUGCCUAAAGAGUACAUCACACGGCUGGUCUUUGACCCGAAGCACAAGACGCUGUCACUGAUCAAAGAUGGCCGUGUGAUCGGAGGAAUCUGCUUUCGGAUGUUUCCGUCGCAGGGUUUCACGGAGAUCGUGUUUUGUGCUGUCACCUCCAACGAACAGGUCAAGGGUUAUGGGACACAUUUAAUGAACCACCUGAAGGAAUACCACAUAAAGCAUGAAAUCCUCAACUUCCUCACGUAUGCUGAUGAGUAUGCCAUCGGCUACUUCAAGAAACAGGGUUUCUCAAAGGAUAUCAAGGUUCCCAAGGCCAAAUACGUGGGCUACAUCAAGGACUAUGAAGGAGCUACACUGAUGGGCUGUGAACUCAACCCCAGCAUUCCCUACACAGAGUUUUCUGUCAUUAUCAAGAAGCAGAAGGAGAUCAUCAAGAAGCUGAUAGAGAGGAAGCAGGCUCAGAUCAGAAAAGUCUAUCCGGGGCUUUCCUGUUUUAAGGAAGGAGUUCGGCAGAUUCCCAUUGAGAGCAUUCCUGGCAUACGUGAAACUGGCUGGAAGCCUGUGGGAAAAGGGAAGGAACUGAAGGACCCUGAUCAGCUGUACAGCACUCUGAAGACCAUCCUCCAACAUGUGAAGAGUCACCAGAACGCCUGGCCUUUCAUGGAGCCAGUGAAGAAAACAGAGGCACCUGGGUACUACCAAGUUAUUCGCUUCCCCAUGGACCUUAAGACAAUGAGCGAGCGUCUGAAGAGCAGGUACUACACAACGCGCAAGCUGUUCAUGGCUGACAUGCAGCGCAUCUUCACCAACUGCCGUGAAUACAACCCUCCAGAGAGCGAGUACUACAAGUGUGCCAAUUUACUAGAGAAAUUCUUCUACACCAAGAUCAAAGAAGCGGGCCUCAUCGAGAAGUAGAAGAGGGGACGAAGAAGUUUCUCAUAACCUUAACAAAAGAUGAGACUAUGAAUGGUGUUAAGGUUAUGCAGGGGUAAUGCAAAGGACAGCUACGUGCAUGAAGAAUAGGACUACUGAUUCUGGAGGUUUCAGAAACACAUAUCUUAAUGUAAAAGGUGCAAACGGGUCUCAGACCAGCACUCUUUUGAUGUUUGAUGCAUGCCGGCCCAGAUC
Molecule: messenger RNA, 2794 nt
Organism: Centropristis striata (black sea bass)
Lineage: Eukaryota; Metazoa; Chordata; Actinopteri; Perciformes; Serranidae
Gene: kat2b
Product: K(lysine) acetyltransferase 2B
Exons: 18
Coding region: 203-2581 (792 amino acids)
Biological process (GO): chromatin remodeling; positive regulation of transcription by RNA polymerase II
Cellular component (GO): nucleus; histone acetyltransferase complex
Molecular function (GO): histone H3 acetyltransferase activity; protein binding
Source: RefSeq, a predicted model, not a curated record